Messenger RNA from Drosophila mojavensis, 3503 nucleotides. RefSeq lists its product as uncharacterized. The transcript has 11 exons. Gene Ontology annotation, biological process: amino acid transmembrane transport. Gene Ontology annotation, cellular component: vacuolar membrane. Gene Ontology annotation, molecular function: amino acid transmembrane transporter activity. The coding region runs from base 234 to 3197 and encodes 987 amino acids. NCBI's taxonomy places the organism in Eukaryota, Metazoa, Arthropoda, Insecta, Diptera, Drosophilidae. The record is from RefSeq and is a predicted model, not a curated record.
CACAAUAAGUGGAAAGAAGAAGCAGCAGCAGCAGCAGCAAACGGCAAUAAAAAUAAAUCAUUUAAAAAACGCCGCGCCAAAAGAAUUUGCCAAAUUACGCGUUCAUUUAUUUGCCAGCGCUGCUCGUGCAUUGACCGAAUUUUAACAGCAGCAGCAGCAGCAACAACAAACAGCAACAGCCACAAACAACAACAAACAACAAACAGCAAACAGCAACAGCAGCAGCUGCCAAAAUGGAUGCAGAGGAACCAAGCAUUCCACAGAAUACAGCAACAACAACAACAACAACAACAACAACAACAACAAUAACCUCCAACAAUGGCAACCAAAGUACUAUGAGCUCCAAUACUUCAAAGCUGACGGCGCCAGAGAGCGAAGGCCAACCAGUUCAGGCAGAAACCGAUGCAAAGCCAGCGGCUGGCAGCCAUGAGGAUUACCAUCCGCCCACAAGCUACCUGGAGACAAUUGUGCACCUGUUCAAGGGCAACAUCGGACCCGGACUCUUUGCCAUGGGCGAUGCCUUCAAGAACGGCGGCCUGAUCGUCGGCCCCGUGCUCACCGUUGUGAUUGCCGUGAUCUGCAUCCACUGCCAGCACGUGCUGAUCGCCUGCUCGAAGAAGAUGCGCGAUCUGCGCGGCGACGCCGUCUGCGCCGACUAUGCGGCGACUGUGGAGCAGUGCUUCGAGAAUGGGCCGAUCAAGCUGCGCGGCUGGUCGCGCACCAUGGGCCACCUGGUCGAUGUGUUCAUCUGUGUGACCCAGCUGGGCUUCUGCUGCAUCUACUUCGUGUUCAUCAGCACCAACGUGAAGCAGAUCCUGCAAGCGUACGGCAUUGACAUGGACGUGCAUCUGGUGAUGCUGCUGGCCCUCGCACCCGUGCUGCUCAGCUCCCUGAUAACGAACCUGAAGUGGCUGACACCGGUCUCACUGUUCGCCAACGUGUGCAUGAUCCUGGGCCUGGCCAUCACCCUCUACUACGCCCUCAAGGACGGCCUGCCGGAGGUGACGGAACGCGCCUACUGGACGAACGGCUCCCAGCUGGCGCUCUUCUUCGGCACCGCCAUCUUUGCCUUCGAGGGCAUUGCCCUGGUGAUGCCCCUGAAGAAUGCCAUGCGCAAGCCGCGCCAGUUUGAGAGCACGCUGGGCGUCCUCAAUGUGGGCAUGUUUCUCGUCUCCGUCAUGUUCAUGUUCGCCGGAUCUGUGGGCUACAUGAAGUGGGGCGAGCAGGUCGGCGGCAGUCUGACCCUCAAUCUCGGCGAUACCAUCCUGGCCCAGUCGGUCAAAUUGAUGGUGUCCACGGGCGUACUCCUCGGCUAUCCGCUGCAGUUCUUUGUCGCCGUGCAGAUCAUGUGGCCGAGCGCCAAGCAGGUGUGCGGCAUGGAGGGUCGUUCGCUGGCCGGGGAGCUAAUCUUCCGGAGUCUGCUGGUGCUCGUGACGUUGGCCAUAGCGGAGCUGGUGCCGGCCUUGGGGCUAUUCAUCUCCCUGAUUGGCGCUCUGUGCUCCACGGCUCUGGCGCUGGUCUUUCCGCCGGUCAUCGAGCUGAUUGCGUGCAGUGAACCGAACAAGGGGCCCGGCAUUUGGAUUUGCCUCAAGAACCUAAUCAUCCUGGUGCUGGCCCUGUUGGGCUUCUUCACCGGCUCCUACGAGAGCCUCAAGCAGAUUGUCAAACACUUUGGCGAGGAGGAGUUCCACUUCUGGUUUGAGUUCUUGGCGCGUCAACACGCUUCUAAAACAAAAUACAAAAAAAAAAAAAAAAAAAACGAAAAUUGGGAAAAUCGCACAACGCGCGCGCACAUAUUAAAAAAGAAAGUGUAUAACGAAAAGGUGAUCGAAGCUGGCAAUAUGGGCAGAACAUUGGAAAUAACCAAGCCGGAGCAACAACAGCAGCAGCAUCCAAAUGCCACUAAGGGUGGAGAAAAGGAUCUGGAGAGCACAAUUGUUAAGCGUCGCCAUGCCACAAGCAAUCUGGAGGCGGCCACACAUCUCUUCAAGGGCAGUGUCGGCGCCGGCCUCUUCGCCAUGGGCGACUGCUUUAAAAAUGGCGGUCUCAUUGGCUCCACUUUGAUGCUGCCCAUAAUUGCGAUCAUGUGCGUCCACUGCGAACGGUUGCUCAUUCGUGGCUCCCUGCUGGCCGUCGCCCAAACGCCUGGCGCCACCUUCUACGAUUAUCCAGAGACCGUGGAGAAGUGCUUCGAGUACGGACCGCGGCCGUUGCGCCGCAUGUCGCGCGCCAUGAAGCUGAUUGUCGAGAUGUUUCUCUGUGUGACGCAAUUUGGCUUCUGUGCCAUCUACUUUGUCUUCAUCACGGAGAAUCUCUACCAGGUGAUGCAACAGAAUGGCAUAGACAUCAGCAUGAGUUUGGUCAUGCUGAUCACUCUGCUGCCCGCAAUGAUUCCAUCCCUGAUGACAAAUCUGAAAUAUAUCUCACCUGUGUCGCUGCUGGCCAAUUGUGCGCUGCUCUUUGGCCUCAUUGCCACGCUGUCGAUCGCCUUCACCAGCGGCCCGAUGCCCCCGGUAAGGGAGCGCAACUAUUUCACGGGCGGCAGCCAGCUGGCGCUCUUUUUUGGUACCGCUCUCUUCUCGUACGAGGGCAUCGCCCUGAUCCUGCCGCUGCGCAAUUCGAUGCGCGAGCCGGAAAAGUUCAGCAGUCGCUUCGGUGUGCUCAAUGUGACAAUGGUGCUGAUCACAUCGCUCUUUAUCUUCACGGGCUUCGUUAGCUAUGUGCGCUGGGGCGAAGAUGUUGCGGGCAGCAUCACGCUCAAUCUGGAUGUGGAGGAUGUCAUGUCACAGGUGGUCAAAAUGGUGGCCGCUAUGGGCGUCUUCUUCGGCUAUCCCAUACAAUUCUUCGUCAUGAUGAAGAUCCUGUGGCCCCCUGUCAAGCGCAACAAUAGCUGCGCCCAAAAGUAUCCAAUCACCAUGCAGGUGGCGCUACGUUUCAUCAUGAUCAUGAUGACCUUUUGCGUCGCCCUGGUUGUACCCCAAUUGAAUCUAUUUAUCUCUCUAAUCGGUGCAUUAUGCUCAACAUCGCUGGCAUUUGUCAUACCCAUCAUCAUUGACUUUGUCACCCGUGCCCAGGUGCCAAAGGGACUGGGCACCUGGAUCUACUUCAAGAAUAUCGUCAUCCUGACUAUUGCCAUAUUGGGUAUUGUCACUGGCACCUAUCAGAGCGUCGUUGAGAUUAUUAGAGAGUUUCAAUAGGUUAACUCGAUGGUUGGCCAAUUGCUUGCCAAGUAUUUUGUAAAUAUGCUGUAAUCGUGUGUUAAUAUCUUAUAAUGUUUAAAUGUCCUCGUUAUUUUUAAGUUCAAUAUCUGUAAUAUUUUUUUCACACUUCAUGUUUUUUUUUUUUGUUUGUUAUUAUUUUUAAGUUAUGCCCGCCGUGCUUAUUACGUGUGUGCCAGUUUAUUAUUAAUUGUCAACUGUUAAUAAGCUUUCAGCGAAACGAAACAACUAGAUAAAAAAAAAACCAAAACAAAUUAUAUUUUAAUAAAUGAUUAUACAUUGUCA